AUGGUAGUCAAAACUUACAACGUCGGCGUGAUAGGAUAUGGAAUGUCCGCCAAAGUAUUCCACAUCCCUCUGAUCCAAGUAACGCCGACCUUCAAACUUCACUCCAUCGUCCAGCGAACCCCCAAACCCACCGACGAUGCGUCCAAAGACCAUCCCACUGCCAAAAUCUACCAUUCCGCCACCGAAAUGUUUGCAGACCCCUCAAUCGACAUCAUAGUCAUCACCACCACACCCGACACCCAUUUUACCUUCACGAAAUCCGCUCUCGAAGCUGGCAAGCACGUUCUGGUCGAAAAGCCAUUCGUACCCACCUCCGCAGAGGCACAGCAGCUCAUUGACAUCUCCGAGAAGACGGGAAAGCUGAUUUGUGUAUACCAGAACCGUAGAUGGGAUACAGAUUUUUUGACUGUACGGAAGUUGAUGGCGGAUGAUACUUUGGGCAGAGUGGUGGAAUUCGAGACACACUUCGAUAGAUACAAGGCUGUGAGGCCAGAGAACUGGAAGGGCAACCUGAGUAUGGAUCAGGCAGGAGGCGUGUUGUAUGAUUUGGGCACACACUUGAUUGAUCAAGUCUAUGUGCUGUUCGGCAUGCCGAAGAGCGUUACGGCUGUGUUUUCGAACCAGAGAAAUGAUGGCGAGGCAGAGCCGGACAGUCUUACUGUCCUGCUUGGGUACGGAACAAAUGGGCCACUGGUCACAGCGAAGGCGGGUGUGAUAUGUGUCGAGACCGAGCAAUUGCGGUAUUGGGUCCGUGGGGCGAAGGGAAGCUUCAAGAAGUUUCAUCUUGAUGUUCAGGAAGAUCAGCUAAAAGCUGGAUUAAAACCAGGCGACAAGGGUUUUGGGAUUGAGAGUGAAGCUAACUCAGGGACUUUGGUUGUUCUUGAAGGGGGCAAGCCGAAGUCGAGUGUCUUCAAGAAUGUCGAGCCAAAGACAUAUGCUACACUCUAUGACGGAUUUAUGAAGGCAAUUGAAGAUGGUGGUGAGAGUGCUGUGCCUGUCAAGGCAAGUGACGCUUGUGAUGUUUUGAAGAUUAUCGAGGCUGCGAGGGAGUCUGCCAGGACCGGAAAAAGUGUCACUUUUUAG
This is a messenger RNA of Hyaloscypha bicolor E, 1083 nucleotides long. Its product is annotated as NAD(P)-binding protein. Bases 1 to 1083 code for a protein of 360 amino acids. The record is from RefSeq and is a predicted model, not a curated record. Lineage: Eukaryota; Fungi; Ascomycota; Leotiomycetes; Helotiales; Hyaloscyphaceae. The transcript is spliced from 2 exons. Gene Ontology annotation, molecular function: nucleotide binding.